UGUCUUUUCCACUUUUCCUUAUUCCUUUACACACAGCAUAUCCCCCAAAAUGUAUACUGAAAAUAAGCUAUGGUGAUUAUUGGAAGCAAAUUUACAUCGAAGGAGGUUAGAAUAAUGAUUUAAUCAGAGUUGGGCAGUCUUAAAUCUUAAAUUCCAGUUGUAUGUAAAUAUUCAAAAACAUUUAACCUACUGAUGCCUCAAUAAUAUAAUUUUAUUGCUAUCUACCCCACCUUUCUCUACCCUGAAGGGACUCAUUGUUAAGAUACAACAUGAAGAUAAAAUAUUAAUUAAUUAUAUCAGUAUUCAACAGGCUUUUAAACAUUAUUACAGUAAUUUAUAUAAGGCUGAACACAUAUCUCUAGAAGACAUUGAGAAUAAUUUAAUUCAGUCUGUUAUACCUGCAGCUUUGCUGCAUUGCUGGAGUUUAAUCGGUAGGGUUGUAUUUUAUUUUAGGCAGAGAAUCUUUGGGCACUGUCCCCUUUGUACCUAAGGAGGGAUUGUUCAUUGUUGGGCAAGUGUUAAAGUAUUUGUCACCAGGCAUUGGGCACCGUCCCUCUUCCCCUGGGUUUGUUACAGCACGAGUCUUGUGCUUCAUGUUCCAUGAGAUCUUCUCUGUUCAACUCCUGAAGAGAUUUUCCUUUCUUUCUCUGGCAGGUGACUUCUGAACAAGUUCUGCAAAGAACACAGCGUGAGAGCUUUGCCCGAGGAGUGCUCUAAGUCUAAAGUGACUUCAAGAUACACAGCAAUGACAACAAGAAAAAAUAAGUAGUAGAAAAAUAUAUUACAAGCUACAACCCUAUGCAGUUAAGAGGAGGAAAGAAGAUUGUGAUGAAAAAAAAAGAGGCUUGGAAAGCGAGCAGAAGGCUACAGCAAUACAAAGACUGUGCUGAUCGGGAGGUUAUAUCUGUGAACCCCUGGCAUAAUAUUUGAAUUAUAAAUAUAAAAGAAUGGCAAGUCCUCUACCUCCCUAUCCUAAAUCACGCACAGGGGAGAAGUUGCAUCAGUGUAUGGAAUGUGGGAAACAAUUUGAUUGGAAAAGUUCUCUUACUAGACAUGAACGGACCCACACAGGGGAGAAGCCCUAUAAAUGCAUGGAAUGUGGAGGAAGCUUCAGUCAGAGUGGCAGUCUACGUUCCCAUCAAAGGACCCACAUAGGGGAGAAGCCAUAUAAAUGCAUGGAAUGUGGAGAAAGCUUCAGUUGGAGUGGCAGUCUACGUUCCCAUCAAAGCACCCACACAGGGGAGAAGCCAUAUAAAUGCAUGGAAUGUGGAGAAAGCUUCAGUUGGAGUGGCAGUCUACGUUCCCAUCAAAGGACCCACACAGGGGAGAAGCCACAUAAAUGCAUAGAAUGUGGAGAAAGCUUCAGUCAGAGUGGCAGUCUACGUUCCCAUCAAAGGACCCACACAGGGGAGAAGCCCUAUAAAUGCAUGGAAUGUGGAAAGAGCUUCAGUCAGAGUGGCCAUCUACGUUCCCAUCAAAGCACCCACACAGGGGAGAAGCCAUAUAAAUGCAUGGAAUGUGGAGAAAGCUUCAGUUGGAGUGGCAGUCUACGUUCCCAUCAAAGGACCCACACAGGGGAGAAGCCACAUAAAUGCAUGGAAUGUGGAGAAAGCUUCAGUCGCAGUGGCAGUCUACGUUCCCAUCAAAGGACCCACACAGGGGAGAAGCCACAUAAAUGCAUAGAAUGUGGAGAAAGCUUCAGUCGCAGUGCCAAUCUACGUUCCCAUCAAAGGACCCACACAGGGGAGAAGCCUUACAAAUGCAUGGAAUGUGGGAAGAGCUUCAGUCAGAGUUGCAAUCUACGUACCCAUCAAAGGACCCACACAGGGGAGAAGCCAUAUAAAUGCAUGGAAUGUGGAGAAAGCUUCAGUUUGAGUGGCAGUCUACGUUCCCAUCAAAGGUCCCACACAGGGGAGAAGCCACAUAAAUGCAUGGAAUGUGGAAAGAGCUUCAGUCGGAGUGACAGUCUACGUACCCAUCAAAGGACCCACACAGGGGAGAAGCCAUAUAAAUGUAUGGAAUGUGGAGGAAGCUUCAGUCAGAGUGGCCGUCUACGUUCCCAUCAAAGGACCCACACAGGGGAGAAGCCCUAUAAAUGCAUGGAAUGUGGAAAGAGCUUCUGUCAGAGAAGCGGUCUAUGUUCUCAUAAAAUGACCCACACGGGGGAGAAGCCCUAUAAAUGCAUAGAAUGUGGAGAAAGCUUCCGUCAGAGUGACAGUCUACGUUCCCAUCAAAGGAAGCACACAGGGGAGAAGCCAUAUGAAUGCAUGGAAUGUGGAAAGAGCUUCUGUUGGAGUGGCAGUCUACAUUCCCAUCAAAAGACUCACAUGGGAGAUGCCAUAUAAAUGCAUGGAAUGUGGAGAAGGCUUCAGUCAGAGUGACCAUCUGCAUUUCCAUCUAAGGACCCACACAGGGGAGAAGCCAUAUAAAUGUACUGAAUGUGAAAAGAGCUUUAGAAAAAGUUCAGUAUACAGUAGACAUCACAGAACUCAUGUACCUCUAGAGGAGACGGGCCUUUGAGUUUCCGAGCUCUCUCUAAAAAAGCACUGCAAGGAAAGAGGAAGGCCAGCACCUUGCUCUCUCUCCACCAGAACUGCAGUUUGUGUGGCCUUGGCUGACGACUACUGGGAGCAGGUGUCACUCAGAGGGGCUCUUUUCUCAGCAUUGCAGCAAGCUUGGAAGGGGUUCACCUAACCUCCUCCCCAAGGAGACCCAUCGCAGGCUUCUAGGAUGAUCUGUGAAUGUUUGCUGAAAUGAGCAGAAGCUGAGAUCUCUGGAUAAAAGGUUCUGAAAAAGAAUAGCUCUUUGGUUGCAGAUAACGUCAUAUCUUCAUACUCCUGUCUCAUGUCUUGGCUCUGCUUCAUUCAACGGCAUUGAAUGUUUGCUGUGCAUGUGUAUUGUGUGGACUGUGAUCCGCCCUGAGCCCCUUUGGAGAGAUAGAGCGGAAUAUGAAUAAAGUGUUGUUAUUAUUAUUAUUAUUAUUAUUUUGGGCUCUAGCUCUGUACCUGUAACCCUUUUCUGGACUUUAUUGUAUACUGAAUAUUCUACUCUAAAUUCUGGACUGACGUUCUGGUUUCGUUUAUGGACUGGACUUUGUUUGUAUCCCUGACUUGCUGGCUUGAUUUUGGGACUCUAAAUUCGGUUUGUACUCUUGAUAUUUGAUGAACUCUGCGUAAUGAACUCUUGGCAUAUGACCAUUGGUCUGUAACCUUGGGUCUUGUUUAUUUUUGCUCCUGACCUGGAUCUGCAGUACUCGACUUGUCUGCAUUAAUUGGACUCUUGACCUGCACUUGUGUUCCUUGUUCCUUCGACUGUGUGGCUCCAAUUGCAUUAUUUUUAGCCCAGUGGUUUCCAACUAGGGAUCACUUGACCAGGGACCACUCUCCAAAAUUAAUACCAAAAGGGUUACAACUCAGUUUUUGGUCAACUUUAGAUUCGGUUUGGUUAUUUGGGGUGCUGAUUCAGAAAAUGGCAUUGGACAGACCACAUCAGCUCUAGUUCCUGAUACAGAACACAUGCCACCCAGUAGUCGCCAUCUGCUCGCCCACAGAAAACCAUAUUCAAUAAACCUCGGCACUAUAAGAGGGUUUUGCGAGACUACUCGCUCUCAUUGCAAUGGCGUAGUAAUGGUGAGGCCAUGGACCCUAUUUAAGCUCUUCCGGACCAUUGGUGGCCCACGGACCACAGAUUGGCAACCACUGUUUUAGCCGGACCGAAGACUUCAGUCUUCCUGUAAGUUAAUAUGGUCUUGGCUUAUCUUGUGUUUGUUUAAUAAACCUCAGAGUUUAUACUAGGAGAGCCCUGGAACACGAGACCAUCACUCUUCAUGUGCAUUUAUCGUUGCUUACAGUGAAUCAUUUUUGGUAUUUGGGACUGUUUAAUCCCCACCUUUGGCAAAGGGUCCAUUAGGAUACACAACAUAUCUCCCUAACAGCAGGGAAUGGAAGGCAAAGAAUGAUGACAACGACUGAUGUACAUUCAUGAAUCAGUUCAGAUGGACACAUUAACUAAAUUGAUGAAGUAUAGAGUAUAGAACAGUAUUGAAAGGAAAUCGAGUAAACAGAUAAUCAUAUAGUGAGUGAGAGGUUUCUAGACUAUGGUUUGGGGUCCAUUAAUUUUGUUCUUAUUGUGCAAGGUGUGUAUCCUUGUUCCCUUUAUAUUUGUUAAGUAGUCAUUAAAAAAAAAGGUACCCAAGUUAUAAUUUGUGUAAAAAAAUAAAAUGCCAACAUUGUAAUUUGUGUAAACAGGCUUUGAUUUGUUUUUCUUUUUCUGUGUUUGAAUAAAAUGUUUUUUUAAAUAAAAUGUGAUAGAGCAGCUUUAAAAAGCCAAUGUGAUUCUAGGCUGUACCAAUGGGAGCAUGAUGUCUAGAUCCGGGUAAGUUUUAGUUGACUCUGUGUCCAGUUCUGAGCAGCUCAAUUCAAGCAAGAGUUUGGGAUGCUAGAAUGUGUCCCGAGAAGGACUCUAGGGAAUGGCUGAGGGAGAUGAGUGUGUUUAGUUUGGAGGGGAAAAAGGCCGACGGGACAAGAGAGUCGAUAAUUGGAAGCAUGUCCCAUUGAGGAGAAAAGGGCAAGGAAUAGCAAACACAGAGCUACAGCUGAAUGUAUUGUUCUUUUCAAACAAUUAAACAUUCAUCUUCUAAGUCUAAACGUUAGCAAGGUCAUUGAAAAGUAGAGUCCAGCAGUCUCGAAAGUUUAGGACUCCCAUGCUUAGGCUUCAGGACUAGUAUUCAGGACUAAAGUUGGUUGUGGAACGCCCUCCCAAAUGAUGCCAGGGAGGCUCCCUCUCCUAUCUUUCCGCAGGAAAGUUAAGACCUGGUUGUGGGACCAGGCUUUCAAGCAAGAGCAGCAGCAUCAAUCAC
This is a messenger RNA of Anolis carolinensis (green anole), 4858 nucleotides long. Its product is annotated as zinc finger protein 84-like. The coding region runs from base 948 to 2345 and encodes 465 amino acids. The record is from RefSeq and is a predicted model, not a curated record. NCBI's taxonomy places the organism in Eukaryota, Metazoa, Chordata, Lepidosauria, Squamata, Anolidae. The transcript has a single exon.